CGAGCGAAAGGGACAUGCGCGCGUGCUCACUUCCUCCACCGCUCAAGCUUCUUUUUGGUCCGUCAGUGUUGAUAGCGGCUUUUGCUUCCACACGUGUAAUCUUUCCUAUGUGAAUCUCUCUCUCUCUUUGGGACCCGUUCAUCCGCUCAUCCCGCUCUGUCACAAUAGGUGUGAAGCCAUAGAAACCGACGACCAUGGGGGCUUAUCUGUCGCAACCUAACAUUACCAAGACCUCUUCCGAUGGCGGCAACGGCACCAUGAGCUACGGUUUCUCUGCCAUGCAGGGCUGGCGUGUGUCCAUGGAGGAUGCCCACAAUUGUAUCCUAGAGUUUGAUGAGGAGACGGCCAUGUUUGCUGUGUAUGAUGGACAUGGAGGUGAAGAGGUUGCACUGUACUGUUCAAAGUACCUUCCUGACAUCAUCAAGGAGCAGAAAACCUACAAAGACGGCAAACUGCAAAAGGCUCUGGAGGAUGCCUUCUUGGCCAUCGACAGCAGAAUGACCACAGAGGAUGUGAUCAAGGAGCUGGUCCAGAUCGCUGGGCGGCCCACUGAGGAGCCUCCAGCUGAAAAGGUUGCAGAGGAGGACGAUUUGGAGAACGAGGAGGCAGCUUUGCUCCACGAGGAAGCCACAAUGACCAUAGAGGAGCUACUCGUACGAUAUGGUCAGAACCGCAAUGCUGUCAAGCAUGCAGCUGCCAUCAGCGCGGCUGCUAAGAAGGCAGCCGCCUCACAAGCCGAGGCCUCAGGUGACAAAGAGGAAGGUGGGGAAGGACAGAAGAAGGAGGGGAUCAAUGGGGAGGUGGAGGAGGAGAGCAAUGGAAAGGUGAAGGAAGGCGAGGGAUCCGCAUGCGGGUCGAAGCUAAGAGCCUGCCGGAGAGCAGCAGGUGAAGGCAGUGCUGCAGCAGCUGACUGUGGAGGGUCAGGAAGCUCCAAUGGAGAAGAAAAGGCUGGUAAGGCCGAAGGAGACGCAGGUCCCUCCUGCUCCUCUUUGGCCUCGAAGGCUGCAGGGGAUUCGAAGUCCAGGUUCUUUGAUGACAGCGAGGAGUCUGAGGAAGGAGAAGAGGAGGAGGGCAGUGAUGAAGAGGAUGGCAGCGAGGAGGAAGAGGGUGACAGCAGUGAGUUGGAAGAAGAAGAGGAUACAGAGGAGGGAGAGGAAGACUCUGAGGAUGAAGAGGAGGAAGAAAUGUGCCUACCUGGAAUGGAUGGCAAGGAGGAGCCUGGCUCAGACAGCGGCACUACAGCUGUCGUGGCUCUGAUCCGAGGAAAACAGCUGAUCGUGGCCAAUGCUGGAGACUCCCGCUGCGUGGUGUCUGAGCGCGGCAAAGCUGUCGACAUGUCGUACGACCACAAGCCAGAAGACGAGGUGGAACUGGCUCGCAUCAAAAACGCUGGAGGGAAAGUGACCAUGGAUGGACGGGUGAAUGGUGGACUGAACCUCUCCAGAGCUAUUGGUGACCACUUCUACAAGAGGAACAAGGUUCUGCCUCCAGAGGAGCAGAUGAUUUCUGCGAUGCCAGACGUCAAAGUUUUGACACUUAACGAUGAUCACGACUUCAUGGUCAUCGCCUGUGACGGCAUCUGGAAUGUGCUGAGCAGUCAGGAGGUGGUUGACUUCAUCAGUGAGAGGAUCAAACCAGACCAGACUGGCAAAGUCAGAGCCCUCUCAUCCAUAGUGGAAGAGCUGUUGGACCACUGUCUGGCCCCAGACACAUCUGGAGAUGGUACAGGCUGUGACAACAUGACCUGCAUCAUCAUCACCCUCCAGCCACACCCGUCCACUGCUCAGUCAGACGACACAAAGAAGAGGAAGCAUCCGGAGGGGGCAGAAGGGACCGAGCUGGAGGAGAAUGGAAACGACAGCAAAAAGGCUAAAAGUGACUAAAGGCGAAGAAAAACUGUCCCAGAGGAAGCAGCUACACCACAGACACAUUCUGUUCAAAAUUAAAUCCUGACCUCACAAACAUCAAGUCACCCUAAAACAGAAAUUACAAAUUCUAUACGGAUGCUCAAAGAUCGGCCGAACUGAGAUCAUUGGUAUAGUGUUCUUUGUCGUCUGUUUUAGGUGGAUUCUCACUUUAACACCCCCUCCAGUUGUUUCUUUUGUUCGCUCUUGUUGGAGAGAAGCUGGACACACUUUUUUUAAUUCAGAAGAGGCAGACUCGCCACUCACUGGCAUGCUGAAUAGCACAUUAUUUUUCAUGUAUUUGUAACUAGAAGGAAGAUGCAGGAUCAACCAGCCUACAGAGAACAGUGUUUAUUUCUAAACAUUUUAGAGAUGUCUCACCAUCUCUGCAGAUGUGAACUGCACUUUUUUUUUUUUGGUCAAUCUUUUUUCCACACAACACAUUCACACUGUUUUGGUGGCAGUUUUAGGAUAGCUCUCCACAGUGACACAUUUUCGUUGCAGUCCUGCACCCUGAAAUGUCCACUUUUAGUUUUCAAAUGUGAAAUUGCACAAUGCUCUCUGGUUGUGCCCAAAUUACAAGGCAGUCAUUGUAUUGCAACAAAGUGCCAUAAAAACUCUGAAUUCCUUUCAUAAAUUUCCUCAAAGUAACUGAAGAGAAGGGACCCAAAAAUGUCUGCAGUUAGAUCUAGCUUUCGCAUAGAUAUAACAGAUGAAAAAAUUAUCUAACGAGGGGAAGUUUGUGUCCUUUUUAGCCCACAUUGAAGAUCAAUAUGCAGUGAGGAAGCGUGUGUUGGCCUAGUGUUGCACUGAAUGUCUUGGUACCCUGUUUCAGGUUCCCCUCUGAUGUUGAUAACCCACCCUGAGUUUGUUCAGGGACAGUUUGUGUGACCACAGCCAGAGGAACUGAAGUAUUAGGGGUAUUCGUCCAGUUGCCCUUUUUUUUUUUUCCGCCACUUAUAAUUUUUCCCAUUAGCACCAAUUCACAAGUGAGAUUUUACUUUCUGUCUUGUCGGUCACAUAACAGCCCAAUCAUCAACCAUACAUCACCGUAAUCUUGCCUUUUUUUUUUCAUUCCUUUAUUUUCAUAUGUAAAUUUGAAAUCUGAAAAGAUGCCAGGGUUUUGGAAGCGAGUGUACUUUUCAUCUGUAAGAUCUGAUAGCAGGGAAACUGGCAGCAGGGAAACAAACAGAGACGUAAAAGGAUAGCUGCCUUUUUGGAGUUGGUGAUUGAAGCCCUGGAUUCUAAUCAUUUUCUUCUUUCUCCCAGAGCGGCAAAAUCAAGUCAUGUUGUUCCUCCAAUUGAUGUUCUUGAUGUCAAACCCUUUAACGCCCAUCCCAGACCCUUCACCCAAACCUUCUAGGGCUUGACAUCAAGAGUGUUUGUUGGCUCUGAUUCGAUUGACAACGUUUUUUUCGUGUUCAAUGAUCAUGAUUUGAGAAAAAAAACUCCGCCUGGACUUUCCCACCACACACAGCCGUCUCAAGGACUCUACCAUCCACCACCUCACGUAACUCUCCCUGUCUUUCCUCUGUUUCCAUUGUAACACCUUUUUAAGAUCUAUAGGACAUGUGUUUUAAGUAAAAAGUAUUUCCACUCAUUUCUUUUUUUUCUUUCCAUUUCUGGUGAAUCUGUUUUCUGGCAUUUAUUUUUAUUUUUUUUUUUGUAUCCUUUUUGUGAGCACACUCUGAAAACACCAUGGCGUUGAACAGAGGAGAUGAUGCACAAGGUUUUCUUUUUUGAGUGGAAAUACAAUUUGAAGAACAGAGCACCGAGACAGUAUAACUAUUAGACCUUUUUUUUUUUCUCCUUAUUUGCAGACGCCUCAUUUAAACCAUACUGUGUGACUGUAAGUUUGUUUCUCGUGUACUAUCUCGUCACCUCGCCCUUUUUUCCUGUACAUAGUUUUUUCAAUACUUGUAAUUGAAGAAAAAGAAAAUGCUUUUUCUUUGUAAUUGUGAGUCAACGUGACAUUUUUGGUGCAUACUCUUUUGACACCAGUAUGUAAGUACAUACAAAUACAUUUUUUUAGAUAACGAGUCAA
This is a messenger RNA of Acanthopagrus latus (yellowfin seabream), 3948 nucleotides long. RefSeq names its product protein phosphatase, Mg2+/Mn2+ dependent, 1G (gene ppm1g). Lineage: Eukaryota; Metazoa; Chordata; Actinopteri; Spariformes; Sparidae. The transcript has 14 exons. Gene Ontology annotation, molecular function: cation binding; protein serine/threonine phosphatase activity. The coding region runs from base 195 to 1883 and encodes 562 amino acids. Gene Ontology annotation, cellular component: nucleoplasm. The record is from RefSeq and is a predicted model, not a curated record. Gene Ontology annotation, biological process: protein dephosphorylation.